Sorex fumeus (smoky shrew) is the source of this 2425-nucleotide messenger RNA. RefSeq names its product DnaJ heat shock protein family (Hsp40) member A1 (gene DNAJA1). Gene Ontology annotation, biological process: response to heat; protein refolding. The record is from RefSeq and is a predicted model, not a curated record. The transcript is spliced from 9 exons. Bases 168 to 1361 code for a protein of 397 amino acids. NCBI's taxonomy places the organism in Eukaryota, Metazoa, Chordata, Mammalia, Eulipotyphla, Soricidae. Gene Ontology annotation, cellular component: cytosol; cytoplasm. Gene Ontology annotation, molecular function: ATP binding; Hsp70 protein binding.
GCGCCGGGCGGAACUUUCCAGAACGCCCGCUGGGGAAAAGAGGCGGAGGGGGAGCCGCGGCUGCCCGAGCUGCGCGCACAGCCAACGCCUCUGAAACCCCCACCUCCACGCUUCCACCUCGCUCGCUCGCCAACACCGGCCUCGGCCCCGCUCUCCGGCUGUAGAAAAUGGUGAAAGAAACCACUUACUAUGAUGUUUUGGGGGUCAAACCCAAUGCCACCCAGGAAGAAUUGAAAAAGGCUUACCGGAAACUGGCCUUGAAGUACCACCCAGAUAAGAAUCCAAAUGAAGGAGAGAAGUUUAAACAGAUUUCUCAAGCUUAUGAAGUGCUCUCUGAUGCAAAGAAAAGGGAUUUAUAUGACAAAGGAGGAGAACAGGCAAUUAAAGAAGGUGGAGCAGGUGGCGGGUUCGGCUCCCCUAUGGACAUCUUUGAUAUGUUUUUUGGAGGAGGAGGAAGGAUGCAGAGAGAAAGGAGAGGUAAAAAUGUUGUGCAUCAACUCUCUGUAACCUUAGAAGAUUUAUACAAUGGUGCAACAAGAAAGCUAGCCCUGCAGAAGAAUGUGAUCUGUGACAAAUGUGAAGGCCGCGGUGGUAAGAAAGGAGCAGUAGAGUGCUGUCCCAAUUGCCGAGGUACUGGAAUGCAAAUACGAAUUCAUCAGAUCGGGCCUGGAAUGGUCCAGCAAAUUCAGUCUGUGUGCAUGGAAUGCCAGGGCCAUGGGGAACGGAUCAGUCCUAAGGACAGAUGUAAAAGCUGCAAUGGAAGAAAGAUAGUCCGAGAGAAGAAAAUUCUGGAAGUUCACAUUGACAAAGGCAUGAAAGAUGGCCAGAAGAUAACAUUCCACGGUGAAGGAGACCAAGAACCAGGACUGGAGCCAGGAGACAUUAUCAUUGUUUUGGAUCAGAAGGACCAUGCUGUUUUCACUAGGCGAGGAGAAGACCUUUUCAUGUGUAUGGACAUACAGUUGGUUGAAGCAUUGUGCGGCUUCCAAAAGCCAAUAUCUACUCUUGACAACCGAACUAUAGUAAUCACUUCUCAUCCAGGUCAGAUUGUGAAGCAUGGUGAUAUCAAGUGUGUGUUGAAUGAAGGCAUGCCAAUUUACCGUAGACCAUAUGAGAAGGGUCGCCUAAUCAUUGAGUUUAAGGUAAACUUUCCUGAGAAUGGCUUUCUCUCUCCUGAUAAACUCUCCUUGCUGGAAAAACUCCUUCCUGAGAGGAAGGAAGUAGAAGAGACUGAUGAAAUGGACCAGGUAGAAUUGGUGGACUUUGAUCCAAAUCAGGAAAGACGGCGCCAUUACAAUGGAGAAGCUUACGAAGAUGAUGAGCACCAUCCUAGGGGUGGUGUUCAGUGUCAGACCUCUUAAUGGGGACAGUGAGUUACACACUUCUGGCAUUUCAUGUGCAGUAGUGAAUGAGUGAAGGACUAUUCAGUAAUAUACUCACUACUUGCAAUUGUUUUGUUUUAAUAUUCAACUAUAGUAGUGUUUUAAAAGUUAAAUGAAGAAUAAACUGAAAUAUGAAAGCUCCGACUUUGCCCUGUAUGUAUGAUGACUUCAGUGUGCAAGAUGAAGUUUAAUACUUGUAAAAAUUACUUUAAAGGAAAAUUGCCCCUAACAUGUUCGACCAUACCUUGUAAUUGAUUGCAGCUGUGUACAUGGAAUCGCUUGGAUUGAAAACCGGGGUAUAUGUAUUGACUUCACUGUAUGACCCUUACAUGUUUACGCUAUGAAACUUAAAAUUCUGUAUUUAACUGGCAAUCAGACAAAGAUCUUAAUUUGUAGAGAAGUGUUGGCUUGUAUAGUUACUUGUGUUAAGUGGGAUUCUUGUUAUGCCUCUGCAUUCAUUCUCUACGUCAGCUGUUACUUGAUGGCAUGAUACAUAAUUGAGCCUGUGGUAUCAGUGUCAGAACAGAUAGCUUUCUGAAGAAGGGUUUUAUCAUCUAUGCUGCUUCUUAAGGGCUUGCACUUGUAGAAUUGAAUUCCCUUGUGCUGUGCCAUUCCCCCCCCCCCUUUAAUAUAUAUAUAUAUAUAAAAUGCUGACCUGGUUACACACAUUCUUCCCUCUAGACCAUGAUAAGCCUCAUUAGUGACUUCUGGUGCAGGAUUUACUUAAAAGUGACAAGACCUUUAACAUGGAGAAGUAUUUGCAUGUAUGAGAUAGGAAAGUAUUUUUAAGAUAUGUUACAGGCUUACUAUAAACCAUUUAACUGUGCUCCAAAGUAACUGUAUGUUGAUAGUAUAGCAAAUUAUGAUGAGUAGCUUUAAUUGUAUGUUUAAGUCAUGUUCACAAGCUUAAAUCUGGAAAUCAGAAUUUAAGCAAUUCUUGAAAUGUAUGAAUGUGUCCUUAAUAUACUGAUUACAAAGUACUUCCGAUGUGUGUCACUACAGGCUUUUUUCCCCUCAGAUUAAAACAUUGAUUUUUACUAUCA